AUGUGUGAAGGCCCCGCCCACAGCCGCCGCCACAGCCGCCACAGCCUCAGAUGCCGGUGGGACUCGGUAGCCUUUACUGAAACUGCUGAUAUCACCGAGCGGUCAGAGAGUGAUGUCACGUCACGGUCAGAGAGUGAUGUCACCGAGCGGUCAGAGAGUGAUGUCACUGAGCGGUCAGAGAGUGAUGUCACUGAGCGGUCAGAGAGUGAUGUCACUGAGCGGUCAGAGAGUGAUGUCACUGAGCGGUCAGAGAGUGAUGUCACCGAGCGGUCAGAGAGUGAUGUCACUGAGCGGUCAGAGAGUGAUGUCACUGAGCGGUCAGAGAGUGAUGUCACCGAGCGGUCAGAGAGUGAUGUCACUGAGCGGUCAGAGAGUGAUGUCACUGAGCGAGCAACAGCGCGGAUACCGGAGGGAACCGACAGCUCACAGCGACGGCCUCACACCAGCCUCCUGCGUUUGACCCUUCGCACUCACCGUAGGUCCGCUUUCAAACAGAACAAGCGAACUUAUAAGUGCUGGUCCAAAGCCUCUGCAGGAUCUGCCUUCUGCACAUUCUCCACAGGCUCGGACCCGGAGAUCCAGACAUUCUCCCAGGAUUGA
Messenger RNA from Knipowitschia caucasica, 600 nucleotides. The record is from the annotation of a GenBank genome assembly. Lineage: Eukaryota; Metazoa; Chordata; Actinopteri; Gobiiformes; Gobiidae.